Molecule: messenger RNA, 1113 nt
Organism: Perca fluviatilis (European perch)
Lineage: Eukaryota; Metazoa; Chordata; Actinopteri; Perciformes; Percidae
Product: cytochrome c-type heme lyase
Exons: 8
Coding region: 268-1113 (281 amino acids)
Biological process (GO): cytochrome c-heme linkage
Cellular component (GO): mitochondrion
Molecular function (GO): holocytochrome-c synthase activity
Source: RefSeq, a predicted model, not a curated record
UUCUGGGUAAACUGUUAUGUCUGCCCUGCACGUUGACAUUGUGCUAGUGAGCUGACAGAAGAACUUGUCACACAGGUCAGUCCUUCUUCUUCUUUCUCCCGCUCUCUGUGUGUUCGCUGCGACGAACAGAAAGGGACGGAGGCGUCCGGAACCUGCUGCUGUUAACGGCUGCUGUGUUUACAGGCGCUUACACACCGGGCGGCUAACGUAAGCAUAACCGCUAACGUUCACCGGGAGGUUAACCAAGGAGGAUAACUUCUGUGCAGGAUGGGAGCCUCGCUGUCCACACCUGCUGCUCCUUCAGUCAGGGCGGAGGCCAUGAUGGCCACCCCCCCUCCGGGCUGCCCCAUGCACCAGGAAGCCCAGCCUGUCAAAGUGUCUCCACCUCCAGAGUGCCCCAUGCAUCAAGCUCAGCCUGUGAAAGCGUCUCCUCCGCCGGAGUGUCCGAUGCACCGUGCAGAGCCAGGUCCAGCUCACCAGGAACGGGCCUAUGAGUUUGUGGAGUGUCCCAUGAAGGCGGCAGAAGGCAUGAAGAGUGACAUCGACCCAUCAAAUAUGAUGCCUCCCCCGAACCAGAAACCAGCUCCAGACCAGCCCUUUGAACUCCCCGUGGCCAGACAGGAGUCCUCUAUUCCCCGCCACGACACAGACAAGAAGUGGGUGUACCCAUCGGAGCAGAUGUUCUGGAACGCCAUGCUGCGGAAAGGGUGGCGGUGGCGUGAAGAUGACCUCGAAGCUCAAGAUAUGACCAACAUCAUUAAAAUCCACAACCAGAACAACGAGCAGGCCUGGCAGGAGAUCCUGAAAUGGGAGGCCCUACAUGCAGGUGAGUGUCCAUGUGGGCCCACCUUGAAGAGGUUUGGGGGAAAAGCCAAGGAGUUCUCGCCCAGGGCUCGCCUCCGCCACUGGAUGGGCUACGAGCUGCCAUUUGACCGCCACGACUGGAUCAUCGACCGCUGUGGGAGGGAGGUGCGCUACGUCAUUGACUACUAUGACGGUGAGAUCAACAAGGAGAACUACCAGUUCUCCAUCCUGGAUGUACGCCCCGCCUACGACUCUUUAGGCGCCGUCUGGGACCGUAUGAAGGUGGCCUGGUGGCGCUGGACCUCCUAA